Messenger RNA from Periconia digitata, 2810 nucleotides. NCBI's taxonomy places the organism in Eukaryota, Fungi, Ascomycota, Dothideomycetes, Pleosporales, Periconiaceae. The record is from the annotation of a GenBank genome assembly.
CUCGCGCACUGUAUUGAAAAUGGUGCAGUAUGCCAGGCUUGUUUUGCUUGCGACAUGUCUUAUAGGACAGUCCAUCGCAUACAACUUUCCUUACGAAGCUGUCCAAUUGCAGGAGAGUGAUGUCGCUAAUAACCCGGACCUGGCAUUCGGUUCUCUUCCAGGUGAAAUCCCAGCAGAUUGCAAGACAUUCCCAGGGGAUGAUGAUUGGCCUUCUACACAGCGUUGGGCCGCACUGAAUGCGACUUUGAAUGGUGCUUUGAUUCGAGCAGUCCCCCCACUCGCAGCUUGCUAUCAGGGCCCAUUCUACAACGCAGCAAAGUGUGAAGAUGUAAAGAGGCAGUCAGGGAGCUCGCUAUUCGCUAAAGAAGAUCCUUUGAUACCAUUUGGCAUGUGGCAACUUGGCAAUCCUUGUCCCAUCCCUGCAUCGACCAAUCUAAACAAUUCUUGCAACUUUGCUAGCUUCCCAGCCUACGUUGUGAAUGCUUCGACCGUGAAGCAUAUUCAAUUGGCUGUAAAUUUUGCUCGGAACAACAAUAUUCGCGUAACUAUCAAGAAUACGGGCCAUGAUUUCAUUGGGAGAAACACUGGCGGUGGUGCUCUCCAAAUAUGGGUUCAUCACAUGAAAGCAUUUGAGUAUCUACCUUCAGCCAGCAUUUCAGGAUAUGAAGGCGCUGCUGGACGAGUAGGUGCUUCUUUGGAGCAGUAUGAUUUGUUGAAUUAUAUGAAUGCAAACAACAUCACUCUUCUCUGUCCUGGGUCCUCGACGGUGGGGGCUUAUGGAGGCUUCAUGCAAGGCGGUGGAUUCUCUUACAUGACCACCAAAUUCGGACUCAUGGCUGACCAAGUCCUGUCCCUGGAAGUAGUUACCGCGGAUGGAAAAUUUGUUCAUGCUGAUUUGGAAGAGAACAAAGACCUUUUCUGGGCAAUACGAGGUGGAGGUCCAGGAAAUUUCGGCAUUGUUACAUCCGCUGUUGUCAAAGCAUAUGAGCCUAUUCCAUUUGCGACGUCAACAUUCGAAUUACGAACCAACACUACAUCAGGUGCGCAAGUACCCGCGGAAACCUUCUGGAAAGGCAUCAGUACGUACUUUUCGCAUCUCGUGCGCAUCAAUGAUGCCAAGGGGAUAGGAUGGAAUAAUAUCGGAAAGAGUGGCCGAGGGUUCACUUUCACCGGGCAAGUGAUGAUGCCAUCGAUGUCGUCCUCCGAGUUCUCCUCAUUCAUGGCGCCUCUGAUUUCAGAUCUUAACAAAAUCGGCAUCACCAUCACGAAUCCCACCCCGAAAUGGUUCCCCACUUUCCCAGAAUCCCAAUUCCGACCAAACGGUCCUGGCGAAGGUGUCGCGAACCGCCGCUUGGUCUCCCGCCUCUUUCCCCGUGAGAUCUUUGAAGACCCAACAUCCAAAGAAUUUGCAAAGGCUAUGAGCGCAAUAAGAAUUUUUGUCGAGGAGGGUGGGUACAGUUUUCAUAGUGUCGAUUACCAUCCUUCUCUCGAAACCGCUGGAACUCCUGGCUCCUACUCAGCUGUAAACCCCCAUCUUCGUACUGCUAUCAUGCAUGCGACGGGCUUCGAUACUCAGUCCGCCGGCCCAGAUGCAACACCUGAGCAGCAAAUUGCAGGGCAUACGCGCUUGAGAAAAUAUGUGCAGUAUUGGAUCAAUGCCACACCUUCUAGCGGAAGUUACAUGAAUGAAGGGGACGCGGCAGAACCGGAGUUUCAAGAGCGACUCUACGGCGAGAACUACGAGCAACUGUACAGUAUCAAGAAGAAGAGAGAUCCGUGGGGCUUGUUUUAUGCGGUCACAGGCGUAGCCAGCGAGGAGUGGGUAGUGGAAGGGGCUCAAUUGGGGUUACCUAUUCAGCAGGGGAGGUUGUGUAGAGCUUAAACGCCUCUACGUUUGCCUUGUACUCGUAAUCCACAUAUUCUCUGCCUCAAAGAGCGCUUUUGUCUAAUGAAGCUCAACCGAAAUCUCAUAUGUCUCUUUUUGGUGAUAUUAACAUCUUGACGUAAGCCGUGUUCGCGAAUUUUGAUUAUUGUUUGGGUAAGAAGAGUGUGCAUUUUUUUCAAUGUACAACGUCAAUAUGCUCAAAACGAAAUCUACUCCGACCGUUACGUAAAACUCUAGUCUAUGGACAGAUACACACCUUUGACAGGGUAGAGCGAAAAACAAGAAAUGGUGUAUCUCCAUCCUCGCUUUCCUAUUGACUGGUCAGGUGUACAAACAGCCAGGCUCUAUAUGUAAGCCACAACCUUGACAUAAGUGUAUGGGAUCUCCAUCACACUACAUGUUGUCGGACUUAUGCCUACAAUGUCCCGGCUACGUUAGUCCAGUGAUCACCAUACAAAAUCCCUAACAGGGAAGGUGUGUUGUAAUUCCACUAUCAUCCGGAGCAAACACUUCGUACGGAUUCAGAGACGGGGUUUUGAUUCCAGACCACUGAGAAUCCUGCUGGUUUCCGAGUUUUCCGUGUGCUAGUGUACUAGGAUGGUGCGCAGAUGGACUUGAGACCUCUCUUAAGAUAACGUAUUCACGGGCAUGUACGGUGGAUUAGCUCGUGGAUAACUUUACAAGUGACCACUUCGCUGUAUUACACAUUGAAUCUGAUGAUCGUGCCUUGUAAUCAAUGUUGGUUCUGUGUUCGGUAAGCUGCGGGAGCUCUAGGAUCGGUGCGGGUCGUCCCAUGGAUCUGAGUGAAGAUUGUUGGAAUUGCCAAUCUCCCCAUGCGCUGGUGUUGGCCUCGAACCCAAGACUGAAACAAAGCAGGGAUUAUAGGAAUGAUUUCUUGCAGAGAUAAUAUCAUAGUGUGCCGCCC